UUUACAAAAUUGGUAAAGGAAAUGCAACUCCACCGAGAUGACUUUGAAAUUAUAAAAGUGAUUGGAAGAGGUGCAUUUGGUGAGGUUGCAGUUGUUAAAAUGAAGUGUACAGAGCGCAUUUAUGCAAUGAAAAUUCUAAAUAAAUGGGAGAUGCUUAAAAGGGCAGAGACAGCUUGCUUCCGAGAGGAGAGAAAUGUCUUGGUGAAUGGAGAUUGUCAGUGGAUUACGACGUUGCACUAUGCCUUUCAAGAUGAGAACUAUUUGUAUCUAGUGAUGGACUACUACGUUGGUGGUGACUUACUGACACUUCUUAGUAAGUUUGAAGACAAACUUCCUGAAGAUAUGGCUAGGUUCUACAUUGGUGAAAUGGUGCUUGCUAUACAUUCCAUACACGAGCUGCAUUAUGUGCACAGGGACAUAAAGCCCGAUAAUGUUCUUUUGGACAUGAACGGCCACAUACGACUGGCAGACUUUGGGUCCUGUCUGAAAAUGAGUGAAGAUGGCACAGUACAGUCAUCGGUCGCAGUGGGAACACCUGACUACAUCUCCCCUGAGAUACUGCAGGCAAUGGAAGAUGGAAUGGGAAAAUACGGGCCUGAAUGUGACUGGUGGUCACUGGGUGUGUGCAUGUACGAAAUGCUGUAUGGUGAAACACCCUUUUAUGCAGAGUCGCUAGUGGAAACCUAUGGGAAGAUUAUGAAUCACGAAGAACGAUUUCAGUUUCCAUCCCAUGUUACAGAUGUAUCCGAAGAAGCGAAAGAUCUUAUUCAGCGACUUAUUUGCAGUAGGGAGCGUAGACUGGGACAGAAUGGAAUAGAGGAUUUUAAGUCUCAUGCAUUUUUUGAAGGACUUAAUUGGGAUAACAUCCGAAACCUAGAAGCACCUUACAUUCCAGAUGUUAGCAGUCCUUCUGACACCUCCAACUUUGAUGUAGAUGAUGAUGUAUUAAGGAAUCCAGAAGUGGUGCCGCCGAGUUCUCACACAGGCUUUGCUGGAUUGCAUUUACCAUUUGUUGGGUUUACAUACACAACUGAAAGCUCUUUAUCUGAUAGAGGCACCUUAAAGAGUGCGACGCAGUCUGACCCUGUAACCAAAGAUGUGGAUGUGCAGCGUGACUUAAAAAACACUUCGCAGAUAGAAGGCUAUGAAAAGAAGAUACGGAAAUUAGAGCAAGAAAAGCAGGAUUUGAACAGAAAACUGCAGGAAUCUACACAGACAAUGCAGAACCUCCAAGGUCCAAUGUGUGUUACAGUAAAUACAAGCCGUGAUAAGGAGAUUAAAAAAUUAAAUGAAGAAAUUGAACGGUUGAAGACUAAAUUAACAGAUAUAAGUAAACUGGAAGGACAGCUUGCAGAUGCAGUGGCUUUUCGACAAGAACAUGAAGAUUCUAUACACAAGUUGAAAGGACUAGAAAAACAGUGCAAAGUACUGCGGCAAGAAAAGGAGGACCUUCAUAAGCAACUUGUUGAAGCCUCAGAGAGAUUAAAGAUGCAAUCCAAAGAAUUGAGGGAUGCCCACCAGCAAAGAAAGCUAGCUGUGCAGGAGUUCUCUGAGCUCAGUGAGAAGAUGGGCGACUUGCGGUCUCAAAAGCAGAAGCUGUCCCGGCAACUUCGUGACAAAGAAGAAGAGGUGGAAGUGAGCAUGCAGAAAAUUGAUGCGAUGCGACAGGACAUUCGUAAAUCGGAGAAGAUCAGAAAAGAGCUGGAAGCCCAUCUUGAGGAGGUUGUAGCAGAAGCAUCAAAAGAACGCAAGCUUCGUGAGCACAGUGAGGCCUUCUCCAAACAACUGGAAAAUGAACUGGAAGCUCUAAAGCUGAAGCAGGGAGGCCGGGCAGCAGGUGCCACACUAGAACAGCAGCAGGAACUUUCCAAAAUUAAGUCUGAGUUGGAAAAGAAAAUCUUAUUUUAUGAAGAGGAGUUGGUCCGACGAGAAGCAUCACAUGUUCUGGAAGUUAAAAAUGUGAAAAAGGAAGUACAUGAUUCAGAGAGCCAUCAGCUUGCACUGCAGAAAGAGAUCAUGAUAUUAAAGGAUAAAUUAGAGAAAACAAAGCGAGAAAGGCACAGUGAAAUGGAGGAAGCAGUAGGAACAAUGAAAGAGAAAUAUGAGCGUGAAAGAUCUAUGCUCUUGGAAGAUAAUAAAAAGCUAACGACAGAAAAUGAGAGGCUCUGCUCCUUUGUGGACAAAUUAACAGCACAGAACAGACAGCUAGAAGAUGAGCUCCAAGACCUAGCAGCAAAGAAGGAAUCUGUUGCUCACUGGGAAGCUCAGAUUGCAGAAAUUAUUCAAUGGGUAAGUGAUGAGAAGGAUGCUCGUGGCUAUCUCCAAGCAUUAGCUUCCAAGAUGACAGAAGAACUAGAAUCAUUGAGAAGUUCCAGUCUGGGGUCACGAACACUGGAUCCGCUUUGGAAAGUGCGACGCAGUCAGAAGCUGGAUAUGUCAGCGAGGCUGGAAUUACAGUCUGCCCUUGAUGCAGAAAUCCGUGCCAAACAACUAGUUCAAGAAGAAUUACGAAAAGUUAAAGAUGCAAACAUAUCUUUUGAAAGUAAAUUGAAGGAAUCAGAAGCCAAAAAUAGGGAACUGUUGGAAGAGAUGGAAGGUUUGAAGAAAAAACUGGAAGAAAAAUACAGAACAGAUUCAGGUCUUAAACUUCCAGACUUUCAAGAUUCCAUUUUUGAAUAUUUCAACACCUCUCCUCUUGCACGUGAUCUGACUUUCAGAACCAGUUCUAUUAGUGAGCAGGAGACACAGGGUCCCAAGUCAGAAGUUUCACCGUCUACUUCAGUUGUAACUGCAGAGCAACAACAAGAAGAACCAAUUCGGCUUCAGAGGAUGCCUGCUGCUCCUUCCCCCACCAUUCAAUCCAUUUCUCUAGCUGUACCAAAGCCUAAAGCUCACCAGCUCAAUAUCAAGUCAUUCACAAGCCCUACUCAGUGUAGUCAUUGCACCUCUCUUAUGGUGGGAUUAGUUCGACAAGGUUAUGCCUGUGACGUGUGUUCAUUUGCAUGCCAUGUUUCCUGCAAGGAUAGCGCACCUCAGGUCUGCCCCAUACCCCCUGAGCAAGCGAAAAGGCCUCUUGGUGUAGACGUGCAAAGAGGAAUAGGAACCGCCUAUAAAGGUUAUGUCAAGGUCCCAAAGCCUACAGGAGUUAAGAAAGGGUGGCAGAGGGCUUAUGCAGUUGUCUGCGACUGUAAACUGUUCUUAUAUGAUGUGCCUGAAGGAAAAUCCACCCAGCCUGGAGUUGUUGCAAGUCAAGUCUUGGAUCUCAGAGAUGAAGAUUUUUGUGUGAGCUCUGUCCUAGCAUCGGAUGUAAUACACGCAACUCGUAAAGACAUCCCUUGCAUAUUCAGGGUGACAGCUUCUCUCUUAGGUUUGCCUUCAAAAUCUUGUUCUCUACUGAUCCUGACGGAAAAUGAGAACGAGAAGAGAAAGUGGGUCGGAAUCCUAGAAGGGUUGCAGUCUAUCCUGCACAAAAACAGACUGAAAAACCAGGUUGUGCAUAUUCCACAAGAAGCCUAUGACAGUACACUGCCUCUUAUUAAAGCAAGUUUAGCUGCUGCUAUUGUAGAUCGAGAUAGAAUAGCAAUUGGUUCAGAAGAGGGACUGUAUGUGAUAGAGGUGACCCGUGACGUGAUAGUCCGAGCUGCUGACUGCAAGAAGGUGUACCAGAUAGAGCUCGCUCCCAAAGAGAAAAUCAUCAUCCUCAUCUGCGGUCGGAACCACCACGUUCACCUUUACCCUUGGGCCUCUCUGGAUGGGUCGGAAGGAAACUUUGAUGUUAAGCUUGCGGAAACUAAAGGCUGCCAAUUGAUUACAACUGGAACACUAAAGAAGAGUUCUUCGACUUGUUUGUUUGUGGCUGUCAAACGACAGGUUUUUUGCUAUGAAAUUCACAGAACUAAACCUUUCCACAAAAAAUUCAGUGAAAUUCAGGCUCCAGGAACUGUACAGUGGAUGGCAGUGUUCAAGGACAAGCUCUGUGUUGGCUACCAGUCUGGGUUCUCUCUAUUGACCAUCCAGGGAGAUGGACAAUCUAUAAACCUGGUAAAUCCUAAUGACCCCUCGCUUACCUUCCUCACACAGCAGUCGUUUGAUGCCCUUUGUGCUGUGGAGCUCAGUAAUGAGGAAUACCUGCUUUGCUUCAGCCAUAUGGGAGUAUACGUCGAUUCGCAAGGUCGAAGGUCACGCAUGCAGGAACUAAUGUGGCCUGCAACUCCUGUUGCCUGUUGCAAUUCUUCUUACGUUACAGUGUAUAGUGAGUAUGGUGUUGAUGUAUUCGAUGUUAACACUAUGGAAUGGGUCCAGACUAUUGGCCUGCGAAGGAUCAGACCAUUAAACAUGGACGGCACGCUGAAUCUCCUUAACUGCGAGCCACCAAGGCUAAUAUAUUUCAAGAACAAGUUUGCAGCAGGAGCUGUUCUCAGUGUACCAGAAACAUCUGACAACAGCAAGAAGCAAAUGCUUCGAACCAGGAGCAAAAGAAGAUUUGUAUUUAAGGUUCCCGAGGAAGAACGAUUACAACAAAGACGGGAAAUGCUUAGAGAUCCCGAGCUAAGGUCAAAGAUGAUUUCUAACCCAACGAAUUUCAACCAUGUGGCUCAUAUGGGACCAGGAGAUGGAAUGCAGGUUCUCAUGGACCUCCCACUGGGUUUGUGUCUGUUACUGAAAAUAUGUGGAUGUGGUCAAAGUGUCCUACCUGCUGCACAGGAUGAAAAAACGUGUCCGUCUACAGCUAACCUCUCACGGCAGCAGCAGCAGCAGAGAAGCAAAACCUAUAUUUCAUGGCCCUCAUCAAGUGGCAGUGAUGUGGGAGGAGCCAUGCCUUCCCGAAGUAUGUCCGAUCCUGACCAGGAGUUUGACAAAGAGCCUGAUUCAGACUCCACCAAACACUCUACUCCAUCCAACAGCUCAAAUCCAAGUGGUCCCCCAAGCCCCAACUCUCCUCACAGGAAUCAGCUCACACUAGAUGGACUGGACCAGUCGACCUGCGACGCAUAACACUACCGCUCUCACCCUUCCGACUUCGAUCUUCCACUACCGCGUGGAGUAUCCAAGAGCAGGGCAAAGCUGUCUCAGAUGCUAGUGCCAAGACUGACACUGAAUCUCUAGUGUUGUACAAGAAUAAUUAUAUAUCCAGAUUGUAGAUACAAAGUAUGGAAAUGAAGAGAAUUCUUUAGCGAUCAAGCUUUUUAUGCGGAAUUGUUCACUGCUCAGUUACAGUUGAUUCCUUUCUGCCCAGCUGUGACACAGUUUUAAUGCAUAGGAGCAUUUAAGGCCACCAGUAAAUAGUCUUAUUCUUAUGCUGAAAAAGAAAUAGAGAGAGAUACUGAUAAUGUUGCUACAGUAUCAGGAAUAUUAUUUUUCUAUAGAAUGAUGUAAUGUCUGAUUAGCAGGAAAUCCUUUUAGACACAAUCUGGACCUCUAAAUAGGAAGUGCGAGCAGGUUUAGUUACAUCCUCAGA
Molecule: messenger RNA, 5458 nt
Organism: Apaloderma vittatum (bar-tailed trogon)
Lineage: Eukaryota; Metazoa; Chordata; Aves; Trogoniformes; Trogonidae
Gene: CDC42BPB
Product: CDC42 binding protein kinase beta (DMPK-like)
Exons: 37
Coding region: 22-4995 (1657 amino acids)
Biological process (GO): actomyosin structure organization; peptidyl-threonine phosphorylation
Cellular component (GO): cytoskeleton; cytoplasm
Molecular function (GO): protein serine/threonine kinase activity; ATP binding
Source: RefSeq, a predicted model, not a curated record